Lathyrus sativus (Indian pea) is the source of this 888-nucleotide messenger RNA. Lineage: Eukaryota; Viridiplantae; Streptophyta; Magnoliopsida; Fabales; Fabaceae. The record is from the annotation of a GenBank genome assembly.
AUGGAAGGAGUUAGUGUCUUGAAGAAAAAUUCUAAAGGAAAGAAAGAUGAUCUUUAUCAUGUUAUCCAUAAGGUUCCUUUUGGUGAUAGUCCUUAUGUCAAAGCCAAACAUGCUCAGUUGGUGGAUAAAGAUCCAGAAGCAGCUAUAGUGUACUUUUGGAAGGCGAUUAAUGUCGGAGACAAAGUGGAUAGUGCUUUGAAGGAUAUGGCUGUUGUGAUGAAGCAAUUAGAUAGAACUGAAGAAGCUAUUGAAGCCAUCAAAUCUUUUAGAGGUCUUUGCUCCAAACAUUCUCAAGAAUCCCUUGAUAAUGUUCUUUUAGAUCUUUACAAGAAAUGUGGAAGAGUUGAGGAGCAAAUUGACUUAUUGAAAAGAAAGCUAAGACUUAUCUAUCAAGGAGAGGCCUUUAAUGGAAGGACUACAAAGACUGCCCGUUCUCAUGGCAAGAAGUUCCAAGUUUCAAUCAAGCAAGAAACGGCCAGAUUAUUGGGAAAUUUGGGCUGGGCCUACAUGCAAAAGACAAACUACAUGAUGGCUGAGGUAGUUUUCAAGAAAGCCCAAAUGAUAGAUGCUGAUGCCAACAAGGCUUUAAAUUUGACCUUAUGCUUAAUGAGACAAUCUCGAUAUGAAGAAGCUUAUUUAGUUCUUGAACAAGUUUUGCAAGGAAAACUUCAAGGUUCUGAUGAAAUCAAGUCUCAAAAUAGAGCUGAAGAAUUGCUUAUAGAGUUGAAUGCAAACUUGCCACAACCUAAGUUUAUGGAUGAUUUAGGGCUUGAUGAUGAUCUUGUGAAGGGAAUUGAUGGGUUGCUUAAUGUGUGGAGUCCAAUUAGAUCAAGAAGACUUCCCAUCUUUGAGGAAAUAUCUUCUUUUAGGGAUCAAUUGGCUUGUUAA